Messenger RNA from Xyrichtys novacula (pearly razorfish), 5100 nucleotides. The record is from the annotation of a GenBank genome assembly. Lineage: Eukaryota; Metazoa; Chordata; Actinopteri; Labriformes; Labridae.
UUUCACGCUUUCCGUAGCUUCUUACAUUUCCAACAUGGCUGCCAUCAGGAGUGGGGUGACUCCGUGUUGCCUGGCAAGAUGUUUUCUAAGACAAGCGAAAGGAGACAGCCCCCGUUUUUCAGACCUUUUGAAUCACGUAAGUCUUCUUCACAUUUUUAACUCUGAUGUUUUAACCUUUAUUUCUGAAAAGGUGGUGACUUUCCUCAGCUAGCUAGCUGCGCAGCCGGUUAGCAUCCCGGCUGCGCAGUUAGGGGCGCAUGCCUUCUGCGUGACUUUGACAGGGACAGGAUCGACAGGGUCCUCUGAUAUUUGGUCAUGCUCGCAUUUUAACACUUCUUAAACAAAAACAAGUUGGUUGGAUUUGCUUAAAGCUCAGUGAUACGUGCACUGGGACUAAAGUGUGUUUUAAUAAUGCGGAUCUAGAUCUAGAUCUAGAAUACAGGACUCGGAAGCAGCAGUCCUGCAUGAUGAAGCUGUCAGUGUUGGUGUUAAAUAUGCUCCUGGCUGACUCUUUCUCCCCCUGUAAACAUUCAGAGGUUGCUCCAGAGGUCCCAUCUGCACACAGGGUCUGGAUGUCACAGUCCAGCCUCCAGGACUCUGCUGGGCCGCAGACAGCAGGGGAAGUUCCUGUGGGUGAGCGCCAUAGCGGUCAGACACAACAGCUCACAGGUGAGUGUGGACAGUUCACAAGAAAUCACAUUCAAACUGUCAGACUGGAAACAAUCUUGAACCCAGGUUUGACAUUGAAAAGAUUAAGGCAAACAGAUGAGAUUAGAUAAUCCAAGUUUCAGGUCACAGUUGAUAUUAAUGUUCAUUUUGAUGUUUCCAGAUUCCUCCUGGGGAAGGAAUCACCGCAGCUCCGGUGGUGGAAGCCUCUCUGCCGGCUGACCCCGCUCCUAUCAUCGCACAGCCAAUCACAGAACAGGUAUUUAAAGCCACAGUUGAAACAUAACACACUGUCUCGAACCUUGAGCGUCUUUUACACUCCAGCUGUACUUUAAUUCUAAAAUUGCAGGUCCCAGUGGAAGUCAUAGCAGCGCCAGUCGUGGAUGUCUCUCCUCCUCCACCAGUCGCGGUCCCCCCCUCUGAGCUCAUGUCCGCGGACCUCACCCCUGUUUUAACACAGCCAAUCACUGAGCAGGUGAUGGACGCCGCACCGACUGCAGUGGAUGUCCUUCAGGCUGCGAGCACGGAGAUGAGUUUAGCCGAGUUAGGACUGGCGGGUCACACGCCAGUGGGACUCAUCCAGAACUUGUUAGAGUUCAUGCACGUAGAUCUUGGAUUGCCCUGGUGGGGGGCAAUCGUUGUAGGUAAGAGUUUUCCAGCGCUGUUUUACUCGAUUCAAACAAUCACUGCUGUCUGAAUGUUUCUCCCUAAUCCUCCUCCUCGUCCCCGUUUCUUCUCCCCUCCCUCUCUCUCACACACACAGGAACAGUGAUCGCUCGUAUGGCCGUGUUUCCAGUCAUCGUUAAGGGUCAGAGAGAAGCAGCCAAACUCAACAACGUUCUGCCCGAGAUGACCAAAUACACCAACAGGCUGAAUGAGGCCAAACAGAGCGGCAACAAGUUUGACUGUAAAUCUUUUUUUUUUUCUUUGUUUUUACGCUGAAAUUGUCUUUUCAGUCACUUUUACGACUUUAUAGUUUGCUUGUCUUUGUAAAAAUCCAGCAUUUUUGUCGUGUAACGGGCUGUUGUGUGAUUGUUUCAGUCGCCAAAGCGUACUCUGACCUGAACCUGUUCCAGAAGAAGAAUGAUGUCAAUCCUCUCCGUGGAUUCCUUGUGCCCAUGGUUCAGGUUAGUUCAUCUGUUUGGAUUAUGGUCCUUUUUGUGAACUGUGCUAUUGCACCAACAUUUGACGAAGAGGGCUCCAACGUGGCUGAUUUUCUGUUGGUUUAUACUUGGGCCUGACCGAUAUGGAUUUUUUGGGGGCUGAUGCCGAUACCGAUUAUUAAGGGGGGGGGUUAAUCCGAUUACCGAUUAAUUGGCUGAUUUAUAUUAUUUAUUUUUAAUAAGUUAUAAAAAUAUAUACAUACUGUAGAUAAAUUGUAGGGUACUGCUCUUCACGCCGACAGGAAGACCAACAAAAAAUCAAACUUGGACCAGAAAAGCGUUUUCAACUAGUUAGUGGUAGUUAGUGGAUGAAGAUUGUCAUGAGGUCACUGCGCCAUCUACAGGAUAAGUCGGGGAACUUUUCAAAUGGCAGAACAUUUUUGAAGUGAAACCAAAUCUUAUUCUCCGCAUUUUAUUUCUGAAAAUAUCGGUGAGUUUUGGCCAAUUACUGAUUAGUCUCAAACGGGCUGAAAUUGGCCGAUUAAAUCAGCUCGUCUAUAAAUCAGUCGGGCUUUAGUUUAUACAGAAAUGUAAAUUCUGACUCACCUUUUUGUCUAGAAAACACUCGGUAAACAGUUUUUCAAACACCACCAUCACAUCUGUGGGUUAGUAAAUCAUUACAACAUUAUGACUGUUAUAAACUGAAGCUGCAGCGCCAUCUUGUCGUGAGCGGCUGCACUACAGCUUAGGCGAAACGUGAGGACGAAUAAGAUUACUAAUAACUCAUUAAACUGACUGUUAAUUCUGCCGAUGAGUAGCAAGAAUGCAAAUUUAAUCCUCAAGUCACUCAAACAUAAUAAAAAGUUUCGGCUGAUUUUCACCAACAGUUUGCAGAAGAUUUUGACGAUAAAUGAACACAAGUUUAUGUUUUUGUUGGUUUUUACUCAUUUAGCCUGUUGAAAUCUCCCUUAUAUCAUCUCUCCUUCUGCUCUCUCUCAGGCUCCUGUUUUCAUCUCUUUCUUCAUCGCACUGAGGAAGAUGGCUUACCUGCCGGUGCCCAGCCUGCAGACAGGAGGCGUGCUCUGGUUCCCAGACCUGACGGCUGCAGAUCCUUUUUUCAUCCUUCCUCUGGCCGUCACCGGAACCAUGUUCUUCAUCCUGGAGGUCAGACAUGUUCCACAAAACCUGCUUAAAAAAAUUCAACAGAAAUGAGGAUAACAGAGAUUUUUGGCACGGCGGUGUUUGUCAUUCAGAUGUUGCUUCUUCUCUUGUAGUUGGGUGCAGAGUCUGGAAUCGACAACCCUAACCUGCGAAUGAUGAAGACCGUGUUCAGGGUCAUGCCCUUCAUCAUCCUGCCCCUCACUAUUAAAUUUCCCACGGUCAGUCUGACGGUCGCCCAUAUUAGUUUCCACAAUGCUAAUCCUACCAUCAACUCAUGUACAAUUUGUGCUUCAAUUCCUUUUCUUCAGGCGGUGUUCACCUACUGGCUGACCUCUAACGUCUUCACCCUGGGACAAGUGGCCCUGCUCAGACACCCGCUGAUCAGAGAGAAGCUGAGGAUCCCAGAGAGGAUCAAACACUCGACAACGGCAAUGCCUGAAAACGACGGCUUCUUUAAGAGCAUGAAGAAAGGUCUGCGUCCAAAAGUUCAAGAAUUUAACUCCUUUUUUAAAAACGUAAAAAUCACAGAAGCAUUCAUAGGGUCACUUUUAUGUUUAUUCUUCAGGCUGGAAAAACGCUCAGCUGGUGCAGCAGAUGGAAGAGAGAGAGAGACGGAUCAAGAAUCACCUGAACCUUGCAGCCAAGGGUCAGUCUGAUCAUUCAUGAUUACAUUUUAACACGUAUUCAGAAACAUGAAACAAACACAUGCUAAUGCGAAAAGUUCAAAGUCCAUUUAAACAUCAACUUCAUUAUUUCCUUGAAAUAUUAACAAGAUUUUCAAUCAUUCACGUUUGAUCCAGCUUUUAGAGAUCUUCCAGCCUGAAAGGUCCCCUAAGGAACUUUUAUUUGGGUCAUUUUGGUGCAACAUUUCUGUCUUUAAUGAGAUAAAAGUCCUCUGUGUUUUCAGCUGAGUCUCAGUAUUCUCAUGCUGAAAAACACUCAAAAUCAAGAAUUUGGGGGAAAAUCUGAGUCUCUCUAGUGUUUUAUGCUGCGUUCCAGUUGCACUCAAAAGUCGGAAUUUCCGAGCUCUGAGUCCGAAAUUCACCUGGAACGCCCUCCUGAAGUUGGAUUUCCGACUCGGAAAGUCGGAUGAUCCUCACCAACCCCAACUUGACAACAACGUCAUAAUCCAAAUUGGUUUCUAAGAGUAAAACACUAGGUUAUGCGUUGUUUACAACUGGUGUAGCUAACAACGGCUAACAACAGUCGACAACCGCUAACAGUAGACGUCCAUCUUGGUUUUCCAACUUGUGUCCUGGAACGCUGUCAACUCGGGUGUAAUGUCAUUCCCAGCUCCGACAGCCAACUUCCGAGGUUACUGGAACACAGCAUUAGUAAACAGAGUCUCUCAGUUUCCAUUGCCAUGGAAACCUUAGCUGUCACUCACAGGUGUUUAUAAUGAGUUGAUAUGAACAGACACAGAAACUUGAGUCUCUUGAAAUUAGUAAAACUUUAAAUUGACUAUUUAAGAAAAGGACUGGUGUUCUGUGUACGAGAACAAAAAGUUAAUCUUAUUAAAAAAUACUAUUUUUGUCAAUUUGUCUAUCCCAAAGAUACUAAUGCUGCGUUCAAGUUACCGCAGAAGUCAGAUGUCCGAGCCGGGAAUGAUGUCACACCUGAGUUACCAGCAUUUCAGUCACCAAGUCUGAGAAAAGCAAAAUCGGAGGCAGAAACAUACGAAAGUUAUUUUAGCGCUUGUCUUGUCCUUGCUUAUAUUCAAGCACUAAAAUAAAUUUCGUAGAUGUAGCCAACUUGUUUCUACCUCCGAUUUUGCUUUUUUUCCGACUUGGUAACUAAAAUGCUGGUUACUUGGGCGUGACGUCAUUCCCAGCUCGGACAUCUGACUUCCUAGGUAACUGGAACGCAGCAUUAAUACAAAUUUAUGACUCUCUGUGAUGCAUUAUGCCACGUCUUUCCUUUCCUCUUUUCAGGUCCGCUGAGGCAGACUUUUACCCACAAUCCCCUCGAACAGAGUGCUGCAUCAGCUAAAACCAAGCCAGCGGCAGCAGCAGAUGAAGGCAGGCGUUGGAAGGACACGAUUGGAUAGACAAGAGUGAGAGAAAAGUUUGACGGUGAAAUGAUUUAUGUAAAUAUUUAUGGAUGGAGGAGAAAGAGAGGAGGCUGCUGUCAUGGUGUGUUAUUCAGAUUAAAACAAUAGGCCUCAAAAGAA